AUGACUGACGAAAGUGUGCCGCGUGUGAUUGUUUUUGACCUAGACGGAACGCUAUGGGCUCCGGAGAUGUAUGAAUUGUGGGGUGGUGGUGGGGCGCCGUUUAAGGUGGACCCCAAAGACCCAAACACAGCCAUUGAUAGGGCCGGGACUAAAGUACGCUUUCUUGGGGAGACACGGGAGCUGCUGCAGAAACUUUCUACCGAUCCGAAAUGGAGCUCCACGUCUCUGGCAAUUUCAUCUACAUGCGAUGAGCCCCGCUGGGCAAUGGAGCUCCUGCACCUCUUUCAGUUUACCGACAGCUCUGGAAAAGAGGUGCCGAUGCUCACACUGUUUGGGGACCUUGUAGAGAUUUACGCCGCAAACAAGGCAAGCCACCAUCGCACGAUUCUGCGCAAGCUACAGGAGAGGGAUCCAAGCAUUAAAAGUGACUUUUCGCAAUUCAUAUUUUUUGACAACCAAACGAACAACGUUGCGAACGUCUCCUCGAUUGGCGUGACGAGUGUGCACUGCCCGAGAGGCAUGCUGGCGGGCGUGUUUCAGCGGGGAAUACAACAGUGGCGGGAAAAGCAAAAGAAGUGUGCCUUGUAA
Trypanosoma rangeli is the source of this 588-nucleotide messenger RNA. Its product is annotated as 4-nitrophenylphosphatase. The record is from RefSeq and is a predicted model, not a curated record. NCBI's taxonomy places the organism in Eukaryota, Euglenozoa, Kinetoplastea, Trypanosomatida, Trypanosomatidae. The coding region runs from base 1 to 588 and encodes 195 amino acids. Gene Ontology annotation, molecular function: acid phosphatase activity. The transcript has a single exon.